Molecule: messenger RNA, 4918 nt
Organism: Stomoxys calcitrans (stable fly)
Lineage: Eukaryota; Metazoa; Arthropoda; Insecta; Diptera; Muscidae
Gene: eater
Product: fibrillin-1
Exons: 4
Coding region: 178-4719 (1513 amino acids)
Source: RefSeq, a predicted model, not a curated record
AUCGUAUGCCACUGAUCCAAGUGCAGAAGAACAGUUUACGCGCAACUUUAAAAGCGGAAACACCAUCAAAUCAAACCGUCCAAAGGGUGACUAAGACCUUCUUUGCCGAAAGUGACAUAAUUUUUUAUUCAUAUUUUUAUAAACAAAAGAAAGAAAGUGACCACAAAACAAAAAAAAAUGAUAUAUUUGAAAAUAAUCGUUCUGUUGAGUUUUGCCACUUUAGCCAUAGCGGGAGCUGCUAAUAUGUGCCCGCGUAAAACGUCCCGACCUGUAGUCAAAACGGUUAUGAGAAAUGGCAAAAUUGAAAAAGAGACUACCUAUGUAACGCGUACAGUGAAUUUCUGCUGCAAGGGCUAUCGUAUGAUCAAGAGCGUUUGCGAGCCCAUAUGCCGCAAUGGCUGUGAGAAUGGUAAAUGUGUUAAGCCCAAUCAAUGUGAAUGUCUGGAGGGUUAUAAAUAUUUUAGUGAAUAUGUCAAGCAUAGAUGUAUUCCCGAGUGUGGCUUGUGUCGCGGUGGCUUUUGCAGUGCUCCCGGCAAAUGCAGCUGCUAUGAAAAUUUCGAAUUGGUGGGCGAUACCUGUCAAGCGGCUUGCAAAAAUUGUGAAAACGGUUCCUGUCUCAAGCAACCGGGCAAAUGUGAAUGCAAUCCUGGCUAUGAAAUGUCCAGCGAUCAUGAAUGUGAACCCAUCUGUGAAAAGCCUUGCUCAAAUGGUGUCUGCAGUGCUCCGGGGGUGUGUAGCUGCAAUGCAGGCUUCCAAAAAAAUGCCAACGAUAAAUGUGUGCCGAUUUGUAAGAAUGGCUGUCUCAAUGGACGUUGUGUGGCUCCAAACCUAUGUGAAUGUCAGCGAGGCUAUGCCAAGUUAACGCCCUCAGAGUGUGCUGCUGUUUGUCAUGCGGGCUGCCCUAAUGGCCAAUGUGUGGCCCCCGAUAAAUGCGAAUGCAAUGAUGGCUAUGCCAUGUCCGAGGAAGGAGAAUGCCAGCCGGUAUGCAAGGCAGGCUGUUCGAAUGGCCAAUGUGUGGCCCCCAACCAGUGUGUUUGCAAUAAAGGAUAUGCCCAUAAUGCAGAGAGUGGACUAUGCGAACCCAUUUGUGAGCCAAAAUGUGAGCAUGGACAGUGCAUAGCCCCUGAUUUUUGCCAAUGCCAUGAGGGUUACAGCCUUAAGGCAGGCAACCAGUGUAAGCCAGUAUGUCAACCCUCAUGCAAGAAUGGUCAAUGUGUGGCCCCCAAUCAGUGUGAAUGCCAGCAAGGUUAUGGAAAAUCCUCCUCGAAAUCGCAUGAAUGUCAACCCAUAUGCCAAUCAGGUUGCCUCCAUGGCAAGUGUGUGGCUCCAGGCCAGUGUGAGUGUGACAAAGGUUAUCGCCAGACAGCUGAUGAGAUGUGCGAGCCCAUUUGUCUUAAUAAUUGCUCCCAUGGACGCUGUGUGGCCCCGGGCAAGUGUGAGUGCAAUAAGGGCUACGCCAAUAAAACGCCCAUUUUGUGUGAGCCCGUUUGUAAAUCAGGCUGUCCCCAUGGCACUUGUGUGGCACCUGAGGUGUGUAAUUGUCUGGAGGGUUAUAAAAUGGAGAAAAAUGUCUGCCAGCCUCAAUGCCCCGGGGGUUGUGAAAAUGCCACCUGCAUAAGCCCCAAUAACUGUGAAUGCCUGCAGGGUUACACCAAAUUGAAUGCCAAUAAAUGCCAGCCUAAUUGCUCAGAGGGUUGUCUCCAUGGCCAUUGUGUGGCACCCAAUCAAUGUGCCUGUGAGCCAGGCUACAGUCGCAUAUCGCCAAAGGAAUGUGUGCCAGUUUGCCAAUCGGGAUGCCCAAAUGGCCUUUGUAUUGCUCCAGGGACUUGUCAAUGCAAUCAGGGAUAUCUAUCCUUGGCUCCUGAGCUGUGUCAACCCGUCUGUGAUAAUAAUUGCCCUCAUGGAACGUGUGUGGCCCCUAAUGUUUGCUCUUGCCAUAAGGGCUAUAAAAACCUGUCUUUGCAGGAGUGUGGGCCUAUUUGUCAGAAUCCUUGCCAGAAUGGCAAAUGUGUGGCACCCGAUGUCUGUGAGUGUCUGGAGGGCUAUAAGAUGGUGGAGGGUAAAUGUGUAGCUCAAUGCCCCCAGGGUUGUGAAAAUGGUCUUUGUAUUCGUCCAGGCACCUGUGAAUGUCUGCCUGGCUUUAGCCCAAAAUCAUCGCAGGUGUGUGAACCCAUAUGCGAUUCCAAAUGCCCAAAUGGGGUGUGUGUCGCUCCAGGCUUGUGUAAAUGUAACGCGGGGUACCGUUAUCUGGCCCCUGAGCAAUGUGAGCCCCUUUGCGAAGGCGGGUGUCCUCAUGGCCAGUGCAAGGCCCCAAAUAGCUGCCAGUGCGAUGAAGGCUAUGCAAAUACUGAUCCCCUGAACUGCCAACCAAUCUGCGAUUCGGAAUGCCUCAACGGACUUUGUGUGGCUCCGGGUAAGUGUGAAUGCCUAAAGGGCUAUGAGAUGGUGAGACCCAAUGUUUGCGAGCCCAUUUGUGAGCAAGGUUGUCGCAAUGGCCUAUGUGUGGCCCCGAAUGAGUGCCAGUGCCUGGAGGGCCACUCAAAGGCGGAUAAUGCCACGUGUCUACCCAUUUGUGAAACGGAGUGCAUUCAUGGCUUGUGUAUAUCACCGGGAGUGUGCAGUUGCCUCGAUGGCUAUGGCAUGGUCUCACCCAAUCACUGUGAACCUUUGUGUCAAGGUGGCUGCCCCCAUGGCAUGUGUGUGGCCCCCAAUGUGUGUGAGUGUCUGGAAGGCUUCAGCAAAUCCUCAGCCAAUACAUGUGAGCCCAUAUGUUCGAAAGGAUGCCCCAAUGGCCUGUGCAUUGCCCCCGAAAAGUGUCAGUGCGUGGAAGGUUUUAAAAUGAAUGGCCAACAACAAUGUGAACCCAUUUGUGCCCAAGGUUGCAGCAAUGGCCAAUGUGUGGCUCCCAAUACCUGUGAGUGUGAAAAAGGCUAUAAGGCAGCCUCCCCCAGCCAAUGCAUAGCGGUGUGUUCAACAGGAUGCCCAUUUGGUGAAUGUGUGGCGCCUGAAGUUUGCCAAUGUCUAACAGGCUUUCAGAUGGAUGCCAAUCAACAAUGCAUGCCAGUGUGUUCGCUGGGUUGCCACCAUGGCAUGUGUGUGGCCCCCGAAACAUGUGAAUGCCUGAAGGGGUAUUCAAGCUACAAUCAAUCGGUUUGCCAACCCAUCUGCGAGCAAGGCUGUUCCAAUGGCGAAUGUAUAGCACCGGGAAUUUGUGAAUGUCUAGAGGGUUAUAAAUCACAUAGUCCCACUCAUUGCAGAGCCCACUGUGAAGGGGAUUGCCCCAAUGGCCAAUGCAUAGCCCCCGGAACCUGUGAGUGCUUGGAGGGUUACUCAAAUAGGACGCCCUUAGUUUGUGAACCUUUAUGUCAACCUGAAUGUCAAAAUGGUUUUUGUGUAGCUCCUGGUGUUUGUCAAUGCUCCCCAGGCUAUGAGCUGGUGGAAAACAAAUGCUCUCCCCUGUGUGACCAGGGAUGUGAGAAUGGCUUGUGCGUACAGCCGAAUGUUUGUGAGUGUACCAAGGGUUUCUCUCAAAACACCGAAGGUAAAUGUGAGCCCAUAUGCUCUGCAGGCUGCCCCAAUGGCCAUUGUGUAGCUCCAGAGAUUUGCCAAUGCCAGCUGGGAUAUUCCCAAGAUGCAGCGACUGGUCAAUGUGAACCACAAUGUGAGACUGAGUGUACCAAUGGCAUUUGUGCUUCCCCCAACAAUUGUUUGUGUAAUACAGGAUAUGAAAUGGAUAACCAAGGCAGCUGUGAACCCCAGUGUUUGCAGCAAUGUCUGCAAGGUUCCUGCAUAGCUCCCAAUGUAUGUGAAUGUCAUCAAGGAUAUACAAAAACUUCUGAAUAUGAAUGUAUGGCGGUAUGUGAACCUUCCUGUGUCAAUGGUAAAUGUGUGGCACCCAAUAAAUGUGAAUGCCAAGAGGGGUUUAAACUAAAUUCCACCAACUACUGUGAAGCCCAUUGCCCCCAGGGUUGUAUACAUGGUCUAUGUAUAGCCCCGAACACAUGUGAGUGCCUUAAAGGAUAUACCAGCUCCGACGAUGGUAGUUGUCUACCCCAUUGUCAAGAUGAAUGCCCAAAUGGCCGUUGUAUAGCCCCAGAAGUUUGCGAAUGCCUGGACGGCUACUCCAAUGAUAACGGCAAAACAUGUGAACCUGUUUGUGAAACCGGUUGCCCUCAAGGUACAUGCACUCAGCCGGGAGUUUGUGUUCCCGGUCCCAACGAGGACUCUGACAAUGAAUCCAUAGAAGUGAAGGAAAGAGAAUUCUCCCCAUGCUCCUCAGAGACUUGCAUUGAAGGUUCUUGCCUUAAUGACCUUUGCGUUUGUAACAAGGAUUUUGUUCCGCUGCAACUGGAAGACUCCAUCAGAGUUUGUAUACCCAAAUGCUAUGAUGACUAUCAAUGUCUACGAGGUUUCUGUCGCUCCAAUGGUACUUGUGCAUGUGACGAAGGCUAUCGUUAUUCGCAUACACUACGACGUUGUGAAUCACAAUUGCUGCAAGCAGGUGCCGAUUUACUAAAAACGAAGUCUUGGCUAAAAUGGUUCUUCAUUUUGGCCGUAAUCUCCUGUGUAUUGGCUUUCAAUAUUUUGAUAAUAUUUUGUAUACAGGCACGAAGGAAGAUAUCUUAUCAUGUGGAUAGUAAAGAAAAUCAAUAUGGACUGGUCAAGAUGUCAGCUCAACAAGCAGAUGUUAUUCGAAAUCCCGAAAGUACCGAAGUUUAAGGAGAUCUCAGCCAAUAGCAUUGCAAGCAUAAUAAGAAGCACAAUUAGAAGUUAGGUUUAUUUUAAUUUGUACACAUUGUUUUGUUUAUUUCUAACACGUGAUCACUAUAAUACUCAAAGAAGGCAAGGAAACAGGUGUAGCAUUCUAAAAGGGAGGAAGUUGAAAUUCAUAAAGUUCAAUAAAAGCAAUUAUAAGAUC